Salvelinus sp. IW2-2015 is the source of this 1177-nucleotide messenger RNA. Its product is annotated as XK-related protein 7-like. The record is from RefSeq and is a predicted model, not a curated record. Gene Ontology annotation, cellular component: plasma membrane. NCBI's taxonomy places the organism in Eukaryota, Metazoa, Chordata, Actinopteri, Salmoniformes, Salmonidae. Gene Ontology annotation, biological process: engulfment of apoptotic cell; apoptotic process involved in development; phosphatidylserine exposure on apoptotic cell surface.
GUCUCUCUGCCUCAGCCUCCUUGGUCUCUCUGGCCUGGAUGAUAGCAUCCUACCAGAAGACUCUGAGGGACUCCAGAGAUGACAAGCUGCCGAUGUCCUACAAGGCUGUGAUUGUUCAGAUGCUGUGGCACUUCUUCACCAUCGGGGCCAGGACCAUCGUCUUCGCCCUGUUCGCCUCCGUGUUCCAGCUCUACUUCGGGAUCUUCGUCGUGAGUCACUGGUGCAUCAUGACGUUCUGGACCAUCCAGGGGGAGACAGACUUCUGCAUGUCCAAGUGGGAGGAGAUCAUCUAUAACAUGGUAGUGGGCAUCAUCUAUAUCUUCUGCUGGUUCAACGUCAAGGAGGGCCGCGCCCGUUUCAGGAUGUGGCUCUAUUACUCAGUGACUCUGGUAGAGAACGUGUCCCUCACCGCGGCGUGGUACCUUUACCGCGGGCCGAACACCUCGGACUUUUACGCUCUCAUCGUGGUGUGUGUUGUGGUUUGUAGCUACGCUCUGGGAACCUUCUUCAUGUUGGUGUAUUAUUGUCUCCUGCACCCUGACGGGCCGGUGUCCGGGGCUCAGUGGGGGGGGUGUGUGGAGGAAGGGGGGUUGAUGGUGGAGUCCUGUGUGACACCAGCCGAGGCAUCACCCCUCCCCCCUCCAGAUGUGGUCACCAGCCCCCCUAGGACUCUAACUAGGACUGCAGGUGCGGACCGGGGCGAGGUGGUACAAAGUGAUCUAGCUGUGUUCCAGGUUAGAUCCACCACCACUACCUCUCCAGGCCUGACCCUUCGGACCCUCAGGACCGAGGGGCCAGUGAUCCGGAUAGACCUGCCCAGAAAGAGGUACCCUGCCUGGGACGCUCACUUCAUUGACAGGCGGCUGCGGAAGACCAUCCUUGUCCUGGAGAACACCUCCCCGGUCACGCCAAGGAUCCAGUACCGCAGUCUGAGCAAACCCAAGGAGGUCAUGGAGUAUGAGACUACUGUGUAAUGUAACGUAAUCUAGCUACACUACCUCCACCAGGUCAGCAGGGGGCUCCACCAGCCAGGUGAAGAAAAGAGAAUGAACCAUGGUGCUCAGCUCUUAUCCUCCUGUGGAAGUAAAUUAAAGGGUGCUUGGAGACAACAGUGUAUACUAUAAGUGUACCCUACUCCCUCUGUGGGAAGGGGAGACGAGGGGAGACGAGGGGAGAC